GGUCUCUCACUGGCGCGAAAAACGCACUGUGUGGCUGUCUCUGUUCCACGCUCUGGGGCGGACCGUGUGGCUGCUGCGUGCGCCCCGGCGGGUUUUUUUUCUCUCUUUCUGUGCAAAACUAAACUGAAACUAAAGUACGGACUGUGUUUUCUUCUUCAGACACGGACAGUUUCCCCGAACACCCAGAGGACUGUUGGCUCUUUUCUUUUUUUUCUUUCGGAUGCAGGUUGGAUUUUAACGUCCUGAGAUUCACGUGGGGAAUCUGCUGAGAACCGGACGUUCUCCAGGAGCCCUCUGAUCAUUUCUGGGAAUAAACUCUUGUGGAUUUUUACCCUCUGGAAGCAUGGAGUACGACUGUUACCAGGGUUACUUCUUUAAUUAUUUCGACACCGAGGGGGAUUUCUACAAGUCGACCGCACCAAGUGAGGACAUAUGGAAAAAGUUCGAGCUGCUGGCCACCCCUCCCAUGUCUCCCACGCGGACUCCCUCUCCGGGAGACCGCCUCAGCUGGCUGACCAAAGCGCUGGGCCAGGAAGAGGAGUGCGAGGCUCCCUUCAUCCCCGACAGGCAGCAGCUGCUGGGGAACCUCAGCGCGCACAUCAUCCGGGACUGCAUGUGGAGCUGCUUCUCCGCCAGCAAGCACCUGGAGAAGGUCAGCGGGAGAGGAGCGUCCUCCGCGGCGCAGCAGACGAGCGCUCCCCCGGUGGCACAGAUCACCGUCAGACCCGGCAAGGCGCAGUGCGUCUCGCCGGGCGCGCUGCUCGCCACCGCGGCCACGGACUGCGUCGACCCCACCGCCGUCCUCACCUACCCGGCGAAUAGCUGCAGGAAGCCGGCGUCGUCUGGCUCCGAGUCUCGCUCUGAUUCCUCUGACGAUGAAGAGGAGAUUGACGUCGUCACUGUGGAGAACAAGCAGAACCGGGUCCGGCUGGUGAACGUCCGGAAGCCGGUCACCAUCAGGGUCCGCGCCGACCCCUGCCCCAAGCGCUUCCACAUGUCGGUUCACCGGCAGCAGCAUAACUACGCCGCCCGGUGUCCGGACAGCGAGCCGGAGCCUGAGGAGGACGAGGAGGAGGAGGAGGAAGACGACGAAGAGGACGAGGAAGAGUACGCGGAGCCGCCGAGCAAGCGCACCUGCACGGCGGCGUACAGGCAGGCCAGCUCCUCCGAGCCGACGUCCCCCUCGGAGACCCCCCAGAACUCGGACACAGAGGACGUCGACCGCAGGCGAAACCACAACUUCCUGGAGAGGAAGCGGAGGAACGACCUCCGGUCUCGCUUCCUCGCCCUGCGGGACCAGAUCCCCGGCCUGGAGUCGGCCAAGACGCCCAAGGUGGCCAUCCUGACGCAGGCCACGGAGUACCUGGUGGAGCUGCACAGCCGGGAGAAGCGGCAGCUCCAGGAGAAGAAGCGCCUCAGAUCCAGGCAGCAGCAGCUCCUCCGCAAGCUGUCCGAGCUCAAACGCUCCUGAGACCCCCUCAAAGAACCCCCCCCCCCCCCCGCCUCGUUCAAGUCUAGGAACUUUGCUCCCACUUACCUGUCACUUUCAAAAAGCUGUUCUUUGUUUCUAGAACAACAUGCCUCAUGUAUAAAGUUGUGAAUCUCGCGGAUUGUGUGUGUGUGUGUGUGUGUGUGUGUGUGUGCGGCUGUGGGCUUCCUGUGGAAAGGCCGCUCCAGGCCUUCUUGACCUGUCAGGACAGCUUAGAUCCGAUUGCUGUUUCAUGGUUUCUUUUUGCACAGUGUUUUAGUCAUGAGCAGGUGGUUAAAGAAUUCUGGCUCUACCGGGCUCGAUCCUGGCGUUCGGCCCGGUGAUCAUAGUUUACAGGGACACUUGUAGCCUUGAGGAUGUGUGUGGAAUUCAGUUGUGGUGUCUUCAUUUCAUCACUGCACAUACAUUAAUGUGUGUUUGCCUUUCCGUGUACAUAAGAGUGAAGAUUGUUUGUUUUUUUUUUUUCUCGUGUGGCUGAUGAUCCGAUGUACAAAUUGUUGUGUAUAUGAUAGCUUAUUGCUCCUGCUGAAGGAGACCAAACCAAGAAUUGUUGACGAGCUCUGCUCCUCCGCAUGACGUGCCAACGGGGCACAGAGAAAAAUUUAUUUUGAUAGAAA
Salarias fasciatus (jewelled blenny) is the source of this 2106-nucleotide messenger RNA. Its product is annotated as protein L-Myc-1b-like. The transcript has 3 exons. Gene Ontology annotation, biological process: regulation of DNA-templated transcription. NCBI's taxonomy places the organism in Eukaryota, Metazoa, Chordata, Actinopteri, Blenniiformes, Blenniidae. The record is from RefSeq and is a predicted model, not a curated record. The coding region runs from base 344 to 1471 and encodes 375 amino acids. Gene Ontology annotation, molecular function: protein dimerization activity; DNA-binding transcription factor activity.